AUGAGUCCCAACCUUCAAUCAAGCCCUGCGUCCUCCCACGAGGAGUAUGAAUACAUCGUGGUCGGUUCAGGCCCAGGCGGCGGGCCGGUCGCUGCAAACCUCGCCCGUCAAGGACACAAAGUCCUUCUCCUCGAAGCAGGCGAGGAUCAAGGCCAGAAUCUCUUUGCGAAAAUUCCCCUGUUCUUCAAUGCCUUUGCAGAAGACGCCGCGGAGCGCUGGGACUUCUUCGUCAAGCACUAUGACGACCCUGGACAGGCUGCCAAGGACUCCAAGAUGACGUGGGAGACGCCUGACGGGAGCAUCUUCAUCGGGACCAACCCACCGGAGGGCUCCAAGCAGCUGGGGAUUUACUACCCACGUGCUGGGACGCUGGGAGGCUGCGCAGCCCACAACGCCCUGGUCGGCGUGCUUCCGCCUGCUGCAGACUGGGACUACAUCGCCGAACUCACCGGCGACAAGUCUUGGGAGUACAGCAAAAUCCGCCCUCUGUUCGAGCGACUUGAGCGCUGCCGCUACUUGCCUCCGGGAACGCUGGCCCACGGCUUUCACGGAUACCUCGAGACAAACCUGGGCCACAUUUCCACUGUCGAGGCCGCUAAGCCGAUGAUCGAUAGUGCGCUUGCUGUUGAGGGGCAGUAUGGGGGCAUUAUCCCCGACAUCAACCCUCUCCUUCCAUCAGAGAAGGAUGGUGUUUAUCGGCCGGCUAUGACCAUUUCCAAGCACGGUCGGCGGUCCAGUGCGAGGGACUACCUCGUGGCAACUGUAAAUGCCAAAGAUGCCCAUGGUAACAGAAAGUACCCCUUGACUAUCAGCACUCACAGUCUGGCCACCCGGGUUAUCUUCAACGAGGCCAAGCACGGCCAAAAGCCCAAGGCGGUUGGCGUGGAGGCUCUCCAAGGAAAGAGCCUCUACAAGGCCGAUCCGAGAUCCAACCCAAGGGUUUCAGGAGUCAAGAAGACUGUGUACGCAUCGAAGGAGGUGAUCGUGGCAGGUGGUGUCUUCAACACCCCGCAGCUGCUCCAGCUCAGCGGCAUUGGUCCCAAGGAUGACCUGCAGAAACUCGGGAUCGAUGUCCUGGUCGACCUGCCAGGUGUUGGCACCAAUCUGCAGGACAACUACGAGUUUGGCGUCGUCGGAAAGACUCCGACUCCACUCUCCCCGCUGGCAAAAUCAACAGGCCUAACAGCUGGAGACCCUUUGCUCAAGGAAUGGACCGAGACGGAAUCGGGCGGUCCCUAUGCCAGCAACGGAAUCGGGAUGGGCGUGUUCCACACGAGCAGCGUCGCCGAGUCCCAUCGCCCGGACACCAUGCUGUUCAGCGGCCCGUUCGCCUUCACGGGCUACUUCCCCGGGUUUUCCGCGGCCGCGAUGGGCGGCGCCGAGAACCCCUGGACGUGGGACGUCCUGAAGAUCGGCUCCCGGAACAAAGCGGCGGGGACCGUCAAGCUGAGGUCCAAGGACCCCCGCGACGUGCCUGACAUCGACUUCCGCUACUUCAAGGAGGGCGGGGACAAGGACCUCAAGGCCAUGUAUGAAGGCGUCGAGCUCGCUCGCAAGAUCAACGACGGUAUCGAGGGCUUCACCGAGAGCGUCCCCGGCCCGGACGCCACGACCGAGGAGCAGGUUAAGGAGCGUAUCCGGGGCGAGGCCUUCGGCCACCACGCCACCAGCACCGUCGCCAUCGGCGCCGACGACGACGCCAUGGCGUGCCUUGACUCCGAGUUCCGUGUACGUGGAGUGGACGGCCUUAGGGUCGUCGAUGGUUCUGUCUUUCCCCCUGAGGCAAGCAAGAAACACGGCGAUGACAACAUUCUUGAGGGUAUCCGUGAGCUAGAGGUGCUUGAGGAGGACACGCAUAUCAACUCCAUCAUCCUUGAGCAGGCGAAGCAAGGGCACAGUGCUUAG
Diaporthe citri is the source of this 1905-nucleotide messenger RNA. RefSeq lists its product as uncharacterized. Gene Ontology annotation, molecular function: oxidoreductase activity, acting on CH-OH group of donors; flavin adenine dinucleotide binding. The coding region runs from base 1 to 1905 and encodes 634 amino acids. Lineage: Eukaryota; Fungi; Ascomycota; Sordariomycetes; Diaporthales; Diaporthaceae. The transcript has 3 exons. The record is from RefSeq and is a predicted model, not a curated record.